Molecule: messenger RNA, 1246 nt
Organism: Trachemys scripta elegans
Lineage: Eukaryota; Metazoa; Chordata; Testudines; Emydidae
Product: AF4/FMR2 family member 3-like
Exons: 4
Coding region: 167-1246 (359 amino acids)
Biological process (GO): regulation of gene expression
Cellular component (GO): super elongation complex
Source: RefSeq, a predicted model, not a curated record
GGCGGCGGCGGCUGCAGGGGGGGCCCGCGGCUGGCUGCCUGCGUGUUGCCCUGGGCAGCCCCGACCCCCGGAGGCGCAGGGGCGGGCUCGGUGCGGUGGCGAUGCCCCGGGGGCGCCCCGCUGGUGCAGCUCAGCCGCGCUGACGCUUCUCCUCCUCGUCUUCACCAUGGACAGCUUCGACUUCGCCCUGCUCCAGGAAUGGGACCUGGACUCCCUCUGUGUCUAUGAACCAGACAGAAAUGUUCUGCGGAGGAAAGAAUGGGAGAGGAGAAAUCAGGAGGCACAGCAGGAAGAUGGUUCAUUUAAUACCAGUUACUCCCUCUUCAGUGAACCGUACAAGACUAACAAGGGAGAUGAGCUCUCAAAUCGUAUCCAGAAUACAUUAGGCAACUAUGAUGAAAUGAAGGACUUAUUGACGGAUCGAUCCAACCAGAGUCAUCUUGUUGGAGUUCCAAAACCGGGGAUUCCACAGGCACCUGUGAACCAAACUGAUGAACAUUUUAUUGCAGAUUCAAGACCACAGCCUCAGCCUUCCAUCUGCAGCACUUCAUCAUCCAUACCAGCCGCUCUAUCUGGUCAGCAAAGCAAGAGCCCCACAAUGGGUUGGCAGAAAGCUGGGCACAAUGCUUCUGAUGGACAGCAGAGGGCCAGCAAGCAUGGGCACAGAUUGCUUGAGUCACACAACAGUGACUUCAAAAUGGCUAACCAAAAAACCAGUCUGGAAAAGCUUAAACACUUUGCAUUGAGUCCCACAUCGUCAUCUGUCAGUGCUGCAAAACAAGGUACUUUAAGAUCCGUGCUUGGAGACAGUGUCAGCAAAGCACAACAGCAGUCCAAAUUAAAUUGCAGUGUAGAAGCAGGAUCUCAGGCUCAAGAAAGGCCAGCAAAACACAGCACUGGGCACUGUGUUCAGAACUUCCCUCCUUCACUUGCUUCAAAGCCCAAUAUAGUUCAACAGAAACCAACGGCUUAUGUAAGACCAAUGGAUGGUCAGGAUCAGGCUCCUGAUGAUUCUCCAAAGCUAAAGUUAUCGGCAGAAGCUAAAAUGCACUGUACAUCAUAUAGGGGAGUACCUUCUAAUAAGCCUGACCCAACUAUGGCCAAGACCAAGAUGGCAAAAUUUAACAUUCCCCAGCAAGAAGAGAUUAUGGAAGCUGAGAAGAGCAAAGCAAAAAUGGUGACAACACUCAGAGAGCACUCUGAGGUGGUAUCUGAAAACAAGUCCGAGGAAGAGGUUUGUGAUUAG